This is a messenger RNA of Athalia rosae (coleseed sawfly), 6248 nucleotides long. Its product is annotated as protein Skeletor, isoforms B/C. The coding region runs from base 596 to 2698 and encodes 700 amino acids. The transcript has 11 exons. The record is from RefSeq and is a predicted model, not a curated record. Lineage: Eukaryota; Metazoa; Arthropoda; Insecta; Hymenoptera; Athaliidae.
CACGGUUAUCCGAGCAAUUUUUGGAUUUUGAAACGAUAUCGAUACACCGUGCAACGACGUUAUAUAGGUAUCGUUUGGUUUUUUUUUUCUUUAUCGGCUCCCAAAAAGGUCGAUUCGCAUUUUCUUGUGAAAAGAAAAUUUUUGCGGUUGAUCGAAAUCGCACCACUUGGAAAACAAAAAUGAAAAAACGAAAAUAGUUUCGAUGUAACAUUUUGUGUACCCACCUAUUGGGAGAAACCCUCUAAAACCGUACACAUGCGUAUGCUUGUACACCUGUGUAGGUAUAUAAAUUUUACCUGGAAGAGAUUUUGAAAUUUGUUCUCUCCGGGCAACGUGAUUCGUUGCGCACGAUGAAGAUACGACAGCAGGGGGUGUAUCGUUCGAACGCAGGGGAUAUAAAAUACACGUAACACUUGAGAUUAAUAUUAAAAUUGGUGAUGAUUUUUCGAUGAUUGCAGAUCAAUGUAAGUGCGCGGGUAAGCCUCGUGUGCAGUGUGCGUGCGUGCACCAUUUAUAUAUAAAACGGAAACGGGAUCGGAGUCUGCAGAUAUAGUGAGCCGCAUUUACUGUGCGGCGGAGAACUGGAGAACGGAAAAUGGAGGCGACGGGGCUGCGCGUCACAUCCGCCCUUAUUUUGUGUGUUUUCUUUAAACCGUCCUUGGGGCAGGCUAGGAACGGUCCGAAUUAUUACGGCCGAUUGAUAGGACCUCUGAAGGAAUACAGCCACGGGAUCGAAGGGACGGUUUACGCCGUCGACGACACUACGAUAUUCAUCAAAGGUUUCAGCUACGACGGAACCGGUCCCGCCGCUUAUUUCUGGGUCGGCAACACGUCGAGACCGAAUCCCGAGGGAUACAUCGUCCCGUAUCCCGAAGACUACAACGAGAGAGACCCGCCAGCCCUAAAAGCGUACAACAACACGGAUGUGAUCCUGAGGUUACCCCAGGGACACCGAAUAAGGAAUAUCAAAUGGCUCAGCAUUUGGUGUCAAAGAUUCACGGUCGAUUUCGGAGACGUUUUCGUACCGGCGUAUCUGGACGUGCCGAAGCCUCGGGUGUUGCCGGAAUUUUCUCGUUUCGCUCACGGUCUGCGUAGCGGGAAUAUCAGCAUUUUGGACAGCAAAACUCUGUACAUUCCGAAUCUUCAUUACGACGGGGCUGGACCCGACGCUUAUUUCUGGGUAGGAAAUGGUUCCGAUCCAAACACUCUGGGUAUCAAAGUACCAAACGAAGUGGGAAGUCUGGAUCCUUUGCGCGGUUACCAAGGUGAGGAUAUCGAGAUUGUGUUGCCCGGAAAUCUGACGGUGUACGACAUCGAAUGGUUGUCCGUAUGGUGUGUGCAAUAUCGUCAAAAUUUCGGACACGUUCAUAUACCAAAAUAUCUCGACGUACCGCCGGCUCUUGGACAAACGAAAAUUACCCCGCCAUGGUGGUACAAUCCUACGAGCAGCACGAGGCCGCCUCCGAAAUCGACGUUGACGAAUUGUAGGGAAAUUUUGAACGACCGAAUCCAAGUCCAAUGGGAAGUUGUAGAGGAUAACAUUCAGAUAAGAUUAACAGCUCGUAUACCCGAUGACCAGUACGUUGCUUUCGGAUUGUCGGGACGUCAGGGAAAAGCGGAAAUGAUCGGCGGCGACGUCGCCGUCGUCUGGUAUAAUCAGAAGACAAAAAAAUUCCACGCCGACGAUUACUACAUGUCCGAUUUAGCCCAAUGCGACGGAAGCAGGGGUGUCUGUCCCGACGAGAGGGUCGGUGGUAAAAACGACGUUCUUCUUUUGCACGGGGAGAGAAAAAACGGCAUCACUUCCGUGAAAUAUAUGCGCCCAUUGAGCACGAAUGAGCCCGUAAUGGACCAGAUGAUUCCCGAUACCGAAGUGAGCGUGAUAGCGGCGAUCGGACCCUUAAAUUCUCGAGGAGAGGCGAACGCGCACGGAAGUUUCGACAAGACCACCGAAGAUAUACAGAUCGAUUUCACCUCCAGAAACGAUCAUCAGUGCAAAUAUUCUCUCUACAAUAUUCCGGGGCCUUCGAAACUGAAACCUUGGCCUCCGGCUGAAAUUUCGGGAGAGAAUAUGCUGAGCGCAAGAAUCGGUCCCACCGGAGGACUCAGGGGAUACACAGCGAUUACAGGUCAACCUUCGUGGGGGAUCGCGUGGUACAUCAACGAUCUUUUGAUCCCCGAAAUUUACGUCGAAAGAGGUCAGACGUACACUUUUACCGUUGAGGGGGGUAUGGAUUCCACUAAUCCAGCAAGGUACCACCCCUUUUACAUAACGGACGAUCCCGAGGGUGGUUACGGUCAAAGAAGUUCCUCGGAACAAGAGAAGCAGAGAAUUUUCGCUGGUGUUAAAAUGGACGAGGAUGGUUAUCCUUAUCCAACAGCUGCUGGACGCUACUGCGAAUGGGUUCAUAAAACGAUCGACAUGAGUGACGAUUCCGAAACAUUUGAAAGUUUUUUCGAAACGCUAAGACUCGAAUGCCAGGAGGGCGAAUCGGCAACGCUUACGUGGACGGUACCGAAAGACGCCCCGGACUUGUUGUACUAUCAGUGUUAUACUCACAUCAAUUUAGGAUGGAAAAUACAUGUUGUAGAUCCUGGUUUCAAACUACAAAAAAAUGACAAAGGGGAUGCCGACAUUGUAAAAGCGUUGAACGCUGUAAUGUUGACUAUAACAAGUUUUUUAUCACUUUUAAGAUGAAUUUAAACGAAAGAGAGAAAUCACGACAAUAAUAUAUAUGCAUAUAAUUAUGUUAUAAAUAUAAAACACUAAAAGAAAAAGAGAAAUAAUAACGUAAAAAUACAAAUAAGAAUAAAAAAAAGAAAAACGGUGAAAAGUAACAAACUAAUAAUGAAAGUCUUAGCGGUGCUUGGGGGUUGAAAAGUAUGGUUGUAAAUUAACGAUAUGAUAAAGAUAACAACUACAAUGACAAAAAUAAUAGUUAUAAAGUUAAAAAUGAUUAUACACAAGGUUGUACGAAAGUAACUCAGCUGAUACAGUAGGUAAAUAGAAGAGUAAAAACUUAGCGGAAUAUUUUUAAGAUAACAUAUAACAUAGAAUAUUCUACAUAGGGUGCAGACAAUAACGGUUUGAAUAACUAAAGAAAUAUGUAUUUACAAAUAAACUAAAAGAAGAGAAACGAUAAGCGUUGAACAAAUAAUACGAUACACGAAGAAUUAACUUUCGACAAUAAUAACAAUUCGAUGUAUUAUACCUUCAUGAAUUAAGAAAUAAGAAAGAAAGCAAGUAAACGAAGAAAUAAACUAAAGUAAAAAUUAAAAAUUGACAAUACGACAGAGCAUAUAUAAGUCUUCAAUUAUAAUAAUAAUUAGUAUAUUUCAAUUUAAAACUGGAAGGGUGAGAAAUAAUGAAACAAAAUGACGGAUGAUAGAUAUUAUGCCUUUGUACGUACUACUCAGCGGAAUUAAAGGGUCGCCCCGAAAAGGUCCAGCCCUCUCGGGUCGAUCCUUCAAUUUUCUUGAGUAUUAUAACAAUACGUAUGUAUUGAGCGAACCGAAUGUAAAUUUUGCACAAAGCUAUGAUAAACUAACGAUAAUAAUAACAAUAAUUAUAAUCAUACCAAUAAUUAUGGUAAUAAUGAUUAUAAUUGUACUAAUGUAAAGGUACUAAUUGUAAUAUUGAUAAUGAUAAUUAAUUAGUUGAAUUCACGUAGGUAUAUAUAUAUAAAAAAAAAAGAUCAUCACAUUACAUGAUAAAAAACUAACAAAAUAAAUGAAUCUGUCACGUAAUAAAAAUUAAGUGAUAAUGCUGUCUAUUUGACAAUAAUUUAUUAUAUAAGAGAAAAAAUUCAAAGUAGUAGCUAUAAAAGUAAUAGUAUUAAGUAAAAAGAAUAAAAAAAAGCAACAAAAAAACAUAAAAAAAAAAGAAUUUAAAAAAUUUAAAAAAAAAGUACACGUACACACACAAGAAAAAUAUCAUUAAUUAUGUACAUAAACAAAACAAAAAUGGUAACUAGGAGCUUUUACAUCACAGUUCUCCAAAUUCAAUUCACCUAUUUAAAAUUUCCAAUUUUUCUUUCAUCGUCCUGAAAAUUAAUCUGUCUAAUACAAAGUAGAAUAUGGAUGUAUAAAGCAGUACAUAUAUUCAAGAACAAAAUUGAUUUUGAUGAAAAAAUCAAUUAGAUUUUUUUGUACGACCAUUUUUUUUAUUUUCUUUCUCUUAAAUAAUUACUACAGCUUGACUGACAAUGAGUUGGCGAAUUGGGUAAUGAAAAAAAGCUCCUAGCUCUUCGGUACGAAGAUAGAUAACCUCGUGAAUAAAAAUGAAGAGAAAAUUAUGGAAAAUGAAAAGAAUUGCAGAAAAUUACUGACAUACGAUAUACAUAAUAUGAUAUGAAUAUUAUGUUACGUAUGUAUUAUAUGGUGGACCUUCCUAAAACGGAGUGAAAGUAAAAAAUGUGCCUUUGGUGCAUAAUAUAUAUAAUUGAAUAUGUAUAUAUACAUGAUAUACAUGAAUAAAUGUAUAAAAUAAACUCAAAUUGGAAUACGUAAAUGAUGAAUUUUUGAAAAAACAAUUAAAAUUAUACCCGAAAAUAAGUGUAGAAACUGGUUACCUAAAUUGCGAAUGAUUUUUUCUGUACAAAUAAUUUUCCAAUGGAACGUCGAUGAAAAUCUACAAAAAGUGAGAAGAUAGGUAUUCAAUAUCGCCAGAUUGAUGAAUCGACGUUCUUUUCGCUUUCAUUCUCUUUCAUUUUUCAAUUAUAUAUUUAUGAAUUUCAACAAGUGUGUAAUAUUGAUACAAUAAUGUAUCAUUGAGUAUAAACGAUGGCGAGAAAAUAAAAAAUCGCUAGUGUGAGAGAAGAAUAGUUCUUCUAUUCUUUACGUUUUUCUUUCCUUUUUUUUUAAUGUAUAAUUGUGCGAUUGCAGGUAUGAUGAUGAUUUAUUCGGUGGCUAAUGAAAAACGCAACCAAGAAAUCAAUAAAAUACAUAAUCAUCUUAGAACAUAGGUAAUAAUAUAAAUAAUAUAUGAUAAUAUGAUAGAGAUAUUACUACGCUUCGUUGGAAUGCAUAUAAUUGUGCCAGUUUCUACGCUAGUACAGGGUGAGAUUUCAAAAUUUUUUUGAACAAAAUUGAAACAGCACAAAAACUUAAAAGAACAAAAAAAAAACAAACAAACAAACAAAUGAAAGAAAAAUAAAUAAUGAAUAAAUAAAUUAUAUAUAUGUAUACAGCUGUAUAUUAAAUAAAGACCAGAUUGUAAAUUAUUUAUAUUAAAGAAAAAAUAAUAAUAUUAUUAAUAAUUACGGUAUUUCAAAUACACAUAUAUCGAAGUGAAUUUAGAAAAAAGAGAAUGUGCAGCGCUAUAUUACAGUAUAAGUUAGUGGUUAAUUACUUGGAAUGAAUUUUCAACCGUUAAGUACAUUACUAUAAUGAUAAUAACGAGAAAAAUAAUAACAAUAAAUAUACGAGGAUGAAUAUGAAAGACAAUAAAAGAAAAAUAUGUAUACUUCCUUAGGAAAUAUAUAAAUCGGAAAUUUCAAGACAAUAUCAUACACAUACUAUAUAUAAUAGUAAUCGAUGAUGCGGCAACUUGAGACAAUAAUUUUUGAGCCAAGCACGUAUUCGAUAUAAACGUAUAACAUUUUAAUUUAUCUUUUUUUCUUCUGCGACAAUAUAUAUAAAUAGGUAUACAAGUAUAUUAUUUAUAAUGUGUACGAAUUGAAAAACACAGAGAAAAAUUAAUAAUAUAGAUAAACACAAUAGCUCUUAAGCGGAUCGAACUCCUACGUCUGUGAGCAUGACAAUAAUAAAAAAUCAAUUCUCGGGCUUAUAUAAAUUGGCUGCCGUUAAAAAUGACUUAUAUGACAAAUUAUACUCACACAUAAAAAUAUGAUAACGCAAAGACGUAUGAUACAGAAUUAGAAAAAGCAGACAUGACGUUUAAAACUACAUGCAAUUAGGUCUCUUACUCGUAUCCGGUGUGCAAGAAAUCUAGAUUCCCAAUUCAUGAGUUUAAGUGUAUAAUAGGCUGUUUCCUCCCUCUUUCCCGUCAGUCGUUUUUUUUUUUUUUCUUUUUCUUACGGCAGCCAGAUAAUGUCCGGAUUUGUUAAUACGUAAGAUAAAAAAAUAAAAAAUUAGCUUUGUAAAAAAAAUAUUACGAUACGUCGAUAUCAAAACGAAUGAAUGAUCGGAUGAAUGAGCAAAGAAGCGGGUCAUGAGGAAUUGUGUUUCGUAUGGCGAUUUUUUUUCUUCCAAAAUCGUGUAUACUGCAAUCGUUUGAAAGAGUGAUG